UCUAGUACAAACGAGUACUCUGUACGCUUUGUGUUCCUUCUGUUAUUUGGUUUAGGCCACCGACGUAUAGACGUAUCCUCAAGUUGACGAUAUAUUCGUAAUAAGAACAGCACAUGCGAAACGAAGGCCAAAACGAAACGCAGCCAACAGCAUAGUAGAAAUACAUAAGCAUCAGCAUAGGGCAAAGGCCAGCCAACGACAAGAAAGAGCACGAAAAGUGAAAAUACAUAACUGGAAAGGAAACUUGCACACAGGCAGAAAAAGGAACAUAGCCGGCAGCCAACGAGCCACCGAGCCAACGAACGUCAGGGCCAGCGCAUAUGUGAAACGGCGGCGACAAAGGCUAACGUACGACCUUUUGGCUUCGAGUUCAGUAACUGCAGUAACCACAGCAGACAGCAAAUAGCAGCCAUAAAAACAAGGAUCAAUUCGAACUAAAACUCCAUAUCGAACUCCAAAUAGAACAGUUUGUUGCAGCAGCGCCAAAAGCCACCAAAAUUCACUCGCAAAUUAUGCUGGCCAUGUCCACCCUGAUGAUGCCAGCACCGACUAUAGCCAUGGGUGCUCCCCAGAUCACCAUGGGUCCGCAUAAGCCUCCGGAAACCAAACUGUUGGCCAUUCAUCCAGCUGCAGCGGCGGCUGCUGCUGCUCAACAGCAGCAGCAACAACAACAGCAGCAGCAGCAACAGCAACACCAGCAAUCGGUGGCAGCUGCUCAUCUUCAGCACAAUGGCCAGCAACAACAAAUGCCCCAACAGCAACAGUCCGCAGUCCAGCAGCAGCAGCAACAACAACAACAGCAGCAACAUCAUCAGCAGCAACAACAACAGCAGCUUGUUGCCAGCAACUCAAAGCCAGAACAGUUUCACAUUUUUGUGGGUGAUUUGAGUGCCGAAAUUGAAACGCAACAGCUGAAGGAUGCAUUCACACCAUUUGGAGAAAUAUCAGACUGCAGAGUUGUGCGCGAUCCGCAGACAUUGAAAUCAAAGGGCUAUGGUUUUGUCAGCUUUGUUAAGAAAUCGGAAGCAGAAACCGCCAUCACUGCCAUGAAUGGCCAGUGGCUUGGCUCCCGUUCGAUACGCACCAACUGGGCCACACGUAAGCCGCCAGCAACAAAGGCAGACAUGAACGCUAAACCCUUAACCUUCGAUGAGGUUUACAAUCAGAGUAGCCCCACCAAUUGCACUGUCUAUUGUGGUGGAAUUAAUGGAGCUCUCUCUGGUUUCCUAAACGAAGAUAUAUUGCAGAAGACCUUCUCUCCAUACGGCACAAUACAGGAGAUCAGGGUAUUCAAAGACAAAGGCUAUGCAUUUGUGCGCUUCUCAACCAAAGAGGCCGCCACCCAUGCCAUUGUGGCCGUUAACAAUACGGAAAUCAACCAGCAGCCAGUGAAGUGCGCGUGGGGCAAGGAGAGCGGUGAUCCCAACCACAUGUCGGCCAUUGCCGGCCAGGCUCUUGCCCAGGGCUUUCCGUUUGGGUCGGCCGCAGCUGCUGCCGCUGCAGCGGCUGCCUAUGGACAGCAGGUGGCCGGCUAUUGGUAUCCACAGGCUCCAACAUAUCCCCCAGCAGCGCCGGCCAGUACCUUGCAGCCGGGCCAAUUCCUGCAGGGCAUGCAGGGCUUCACCUACGGUCAAUUCGCGGGCUACCAGCAGGCCGGUUAUAUGGGAAUGGGCGUUCAGUUGCCUGGCACCUGGCAAAGUGUGCCACAGCAGGCCCAACUGACCAGUGCCACAGCUGGCACUGCUCCACAGAUAACACAGAGUGUGGGCAGUGCAUUGCCUCAAGCCACAGGAGUUGUGGCAUAUCCCAUGCAACAGUUUCAGGUCAGUCCGCAGCUGGCGGAGGAUGAGUGGUUGGCACCCAGUUUGCUUGUGUAGCUACCAUGAGGGGUGGCC
Molecule: messenger RNA, 1895 nt
Organism: Drosophila willistoni
Lineage: Eukaryota; Metazoa; Arthropoda; Insecta; Diptera; Drosophilidae
Product: nucleolysin TIA-1
Exons: 10
Coding region: 513-1877 (454 amino acids)
Molecular function (GO): RNA binding
Source: RefSeq, a predicted model, not a curated record